Messenger RNA from Ochotona curzoniae (black-lipped pika), 3074 nucleotides. It is a transcript of the gene NPAS2, whose product is annotated as neuronal PAS domain protein 2. Gene Ontology annotation, molecular function: RNA polymerase II cis-regulatory region sequence-specific DNA binding; protein dimerization activity; DNA-binding transcription factor activity, RNA polymerase II-specific. Bases 245 to 2716 code for a protein of 823 amino acids. Gene Ontology annotation, cellular component: CLOCK-BMAL transcription complex; cytoplasm; nucleus. Gene Ontology annotation, biological process: circadian regulation of gene expression; regulation of transcription by RNA polymerase II. The transcript has 21 exons. The record is from RefSeq and is a predicted model, not a curated record. NCBI's taxonomy places the organism in Eukaryota, Metazoa, Chordata, Mammalia, Lagomorpha, Ochotonidae.
AGAUCCACAGGGCUGCGGCUGCGGCUGCGGCGACGGCCGGCUCGGAGCUACGAGACCCGCAGCCCCGGCGGCGGCGGCGGCAGCGAGAGCAGCGCCUCCCGCCGCCGCCCGGGAGGAGCUCGCCGCGCCCGCUCGCCUCUCGGCUCCCAGCGGCGGCGGGAGGCGCGUCUCCCCGGCCCUGUCCGCGCCCGGCCCCGCGGCGCCGUCCCGGCCCGCUCCGAGAAAAAACUGCAUAGAAAAUCUCAUGGAUGAAGAUGAGAAAGACAGAGCCAAGAGAGCUUCUCGAAACAAGUCUGAGAAGAAGCGUCGGGACCAGUUCAAUGUUCUCAUCAAAGAGCUUAGCUCCAUGCUCCCUGGCAACACGCGGAAAAUGGACAAAACCACCGUGCUGGAAAAGGUCAUCGGAUUCUUGCAGAAACACAACGAAGUCUCAGCCCAAACGGAAAUCUGUGACAUUCAGCAAGACUGGAAACCUUCAUUCCUCAGUAAUGAAGAAUUCACCCAGCUGAUGUUGGAGGCAUUGGAUGGCUUCAUUAUUGCAGUGACGACAGACGGCAGCAUCAUCUAUGUCUCCGACAGUAUCACGCCUCUCCUCGGGCAUUUGCCGGCAGAUGUCAUGGAUCAGAACUUGUUAAACUUCCUUCCGGAACAAGAACACUCAGAAGUGUAUAAAAUGCUCUCUUCGCAUAUGCUCUUGACGGAGUCACCCUCCCCAGAAUACUUAAAAUCUGACAACGAUUUAGAGUUUUAUUGCCAUCUUCUCAGAGGCAGCUUGAACCCAAAGGAAUUUCCAACUUAUGAAUACAUAAAAUUCGUAGGAAAUUUUCGCUCUUACAACAAUGUGCCUAGCCCCUCCUGUAAUGGCUUCGACACCACCCUCUCAAGGCCGUGCCGCGUGCCUCUGGGAAAGGGAGUCUACUUCAUUGCCACUGUGCGUCUGGCAACACCACAGUUCUUAAAGGAAAUGUGCAUAGUUGAUGAACCGCUAGAGGAAUUCACUUCAAGGCAUAGCUUGGAAUGGAAAUUUUUAUUUCUGGAUCACAGAGCCCCUCCCAUCAUAGGCUACCUGCCUUUCGAAGUGCUGGGCACCUCGGGUUAUGACUACUACCACAUCGACGACCUGGAGCUCCUGGCCAGGUGCCACCAGCACUUGAUGCAGUUUGGCAAAGGCAAGUCGUGUUGCUACCGGUUUCUGACCAAAGGGCAGCAGUGGAUUUGGCUGCAGACGCACUAUUACAUCACCUACCACCAGUGGAACUCCAAGCCCGAGUUCAUCGUGUGUACGCACUCAGUGGUCAGUUACGCAGAUGUCCGGGUGGAAAGGAGGCAGGAACUGGCUUUGGAAGACCCACCUGAGGCCAUGCACCCCUCAACACUAAAGGACAAGGGCUCCAGCCUGGAACAACAGCAGCCCUUCAGCACACUGGACACGGGCACCUCCGGCCUUCACACCAGCCCCUCUCCAUCAGCGUCCUCAAGAAGCUCCCACAAGUCUUCGCACACGGCCAUGUCUGAACCCAACUCCACCCCAACCAAGCUAAUGGCAGAGGCCAACACCACUACUUUGCCAAGAUCAACCACCCUACCCCGAGAGUUACCAGGACCUGGGGCCAGCCAGGCCACCACAAUGCCGGCUCCUCUGCCAUCAGCGUCACCCUGUGACAUCACGCAGCAGCUCCUGCCACAGACCGUAGUGCAGAGUUCUCCUGUCCCCGUGGCCCAGUUCUCAGCACAGUUCAGCAUGUUCCAGACUAUCAAAGACCAGCUGGAGCAGCGGACACGGAUCCUGCAGGCCAAUAUCCGGUGGCAGCAGGAAGAGCUGCACAAGAUUCAGGAGCAGCUGUGCCUGGUCCAGGACUCCAACGUCCAGAUGUUCCUGCAGCAGCCGGCUGUCUCCCUGAGCUUCAGCAGCCCCCAGCGGCCUGAGACCCAGCAGCAGCUACAGCAACGGACUUCAGGGUCUCAGCCCCAGCUCGUGGUGAGCCCUGAGCUCUCGGGGCAGAUGACCUCGGCCCCGGUCAGCAGCCAGCACCUGCUCAGAGAGUCGAGUGUGAUAUCAACGCAGGGUCCCAAGCCACUGAGAAGCUCACAGCUGCUGCAAGGGGGCGGCCGCCCAGUGGGCAGUUUGACGUCCCCGUUCACCAGUGCCACGGCUGUGCUGCCACCAACUCUGAACUUGACCACGCCUGCUCCCGCCUCCCAGGAGGCCAGCCCGUGCCAGCCCAGUCCCGACUUCAGCCACGAUCGGCAGCUCAGGCUGUUGCUGAGCCAGCCUAUUCAGCCCAUGAUGCCUGGAUCUUGUGAAGCGAGGCAAUCCACAGAGAUAGGCAGGACUGGACGGCAAGUCAAGUAUGCACAGAACCAGGCCCUGUUUCCAAGCCCAGAUGUGCACCCUGCCAGCAGCAGCUCCUCCACCCCCAUCCUGCUGAUGGGCCAGGCCGUGUUUCAUCCCAGCUUCCCUGCAUCCCAGCCAUCAGCCUUGCAGCCAGCUCAGGCCCAGCAGCAGCCACAGCAGCACUACCUACAGGUGCAGGCACCAGCGUCCUUGCACAGUGAGCAGCAGGACUCAUUCAUCCUCUCCACCUACUCCCAACAGCCGGGGACCCUGAGCUACGGCCCUCUGCCACCGCCCCCCGUGCAGCCACAGCCCCAACGACCACCCCGAAGGCUCAGCAGUCUGUCUGAGUCCACUGGCCUCCAGCAACCACCCCGGUAGUCUUCGCCCUGGGACUGAAGUCAGGACGAAAUCAGCUUUAACCAAUGGAGUGAGGGGAGGGAUGACGGCCAUGGGAGUUUGAGUGACACCCUAGGCUUUUGUGCACACAUCUCAGAGCUACCAGGUGAUAAACACCUCGCUGGGCGCUGGGCACGCUGCCGGUGCAGUGGGAAAUGACUCGGAAUACCAGCUGUGUCUCCCUUGCCUCCGAGCUUCUGGGACGCACUCUACAGCCAUAGGAACGGGAACUGGACAGGUGCACACCCUGUGGCUCAGUUAGCCUUCACAGAGAGCACACCUUGCUGCGUCCCCCAGCGUGCAGGGGUCGCUCCCCUGGAACCGGCCCGUCCACUCCCAC